Molecule: messenger RNA, 578 nt
Organism: Chilo suppressalis (striped riceborer)
Lineage: Eukaryota; Metazoa; Arthropoda; Insecta; Lepidoptera; Crambidae
Source: the annotation of a GenBank genome assembly
CAAUCAAAUACAUUUUGUCAAAAUGGCGUUUAAUUUUCCUGCGUUUUCAUAUAUUAUUGCGCUUAUUGUGGAUGCAUUUCUUAUAUUUUUCUCCAUAUUCCACGUUAUAGCGUUUGAUGAAUUAAAAACUGACUAUAAAAAUCCAAUAGAUCAAUGCAACAGCCUCAACCCGUUGGUUCUGCCGGAGUAUUUGUUGCAUCUUUUUAUAAAUAUCCUAUUCCUCUUAUCGGGAGAAUGGUUCUCCUUGUUAAUAAACAUUCCUUUGAUAUUAUAUCACAUACACAGAUACUAUACGAGGCCUGUGAUGUCAGGCCCAGGCCUGUAUGACCCCACAAGCAUUAUGAAUGCUGAUGUCCUAACUGUAUGCCAACGGGAAGGCUGGAUCAAACUUGCAUUUUAUUUAUUGUCCUUCUUUUUAUACCUUUAUGGAAUGAUCGUAGUCUUAAUUGCAGCAUAAGUGCAACAUAAUCAAAACUCCAACAAGUCAUCAUAAUUUAUUGUUAGAGUUCCUGUGAUUCUAGUGUCAAGCAAACAAGUGAAUAUGAAUUGUAGGACUGUGUGAUUGAACAGUAUUUUGG